Caenorhabditis elegans is the source of this 1811-nucleotide messenger RNA. Lineage: Eukaryota; Metazoa; Nematoda; Chromadorea; Rhabditida; Rhabditidae. The record is from the annotation of a RefSeq genome assembly.
AUGGCCCUCAUCCACACAAGUUUAACAAGGCUGAUGAGAUUUGCAGUCGAUCAGACGAAGGAUAUUAUUGAGCCAUUGGUGGUAGCGAAGGUUCUCACGGAAUUCAGUGAAAGUGAAAAUGAUGGAUUAUCGCAUUACGCUCAUUAUGCCAAAUUUCACAAUUAUUUAGUACCGAAUAUGGCGAAACUUGCGGAAUACAGUAUUGAGGAGCGUGUUCGAGUCAUUUUUGGAUUCGCUGCAGUAGUUUCCGAUGAUUUUCUGAAGCAAAUUCAAAGAGAAGGCCUUGUUCAGCUCGAUGAGAAAAAUCGAAUUUGCAAAUUUACUUCUCAUGAUAAAAGUGGAAGUUGGAAGGAGAUCACAGUCCCUCGGCGAGGAUCAAAAGGCAGUGGUCAAUGAGAGUCCCGAGCUUGAUGAAUUUGAUGAAUUUUCUUGUUGAAAAAACGAAGGACAUCAUUGAGCCAAUGCUGGCGAGUGCAGCGUUCAGAGAAUUCAGUGAAAGCGAAGAUGGAGGAUUACCGGAACAUGCCUAUUAUAAUCAUUUUCACAAAAAUGUGGCACCGAGUAUGGCUAAACUGGAGAACUACAGCAUCGAAGAACGUGUUCGUGUCAUGUUUGGAUUUGCUGGCGAAGUCACCGAUGAUUUUCUGAAAGAAAUCAGAACAAUAGGAGAUGUUAAGCUGGAUGAGAUGAACCGAAUUUCCAAGUUUACCUCAACUGAUGGAAAGCUGAAUUUGGAAGGAGAUAUUAGUCAUUCGGCGAGAAGGAAAAGAAGCGCGGCAUUUUAUCGAAAGAUAGACCACCAAUGUAGUAGUACGAAUGAUUCGAAGUCUACAAGAAAUAGCGGAAGAAAGUCCGACUCGAAAUCCUCUGACAAAAGUGGCAGUGACGAGGAUGGCGUGGAAUCUCCGAAAAAAGCGAGAAGUGAAAAAUCUGCUGAUCCUGCAAUGCAUGCUUCAUCCGGAAGUGACGACGAUGAGGUGGAGGAUGUCGGAGCGGUGGACGAAGAGCCGGUGCUUCUGCCGAUUGAUGUCGAACGUGAUGAAAUCGAUAGUCAAGAUGUGGCAGAUAAUUCGAGUAUUGAUCAUUCACCGGCACGAGUAUCUGAAAGUGACGAUGAAGAGUAUAUUAGAGAUGUGAACGAAGAAUUUGAUGAAUUUCACAACAGAGAUGUAUCACAUCACAACUUGCAUAUCGAUCAUUUGCAAGCCUACAAUCAACCAUUUCCUGAGGAUCAUUCAAACGAAAGUGACAAUGAGGUGGUGUAUAUUGGAGCAGUGGAGGGACAGCCGAAGCCUGAACCGAUUGAUUUUGAUUUUUAUCAAAUCUAUAAUAGAGAUGUAUCGCAUACUGAAUCAAAGAUCAUAAGUUUGCAUGACUUCCUGAAAUCCCUGAUCCAAUUCAUUUGUUUUCUCGAAAGUUCGGAGCUCACUGAGAUCAAGCAGCAAAUCAAGGAAUCGAUUAGAACUGAAGAAGAUGAGAACUUGCAAAUCACUGAUCUUCGUACAGUCCUCGAUGCAUUCUUCUUCGGAAUCAGUCGAAAAACUAGAGUAGCCGCGGCAAUUCCCCCAGCUAUGAAGAUGAAGGAUUUCCUGGUCAAAUUCAAGUUAUUUCUUCUCGGAUUGGAUUCCUCCGAGCUUCUAGAGCUUCAGCAGAAGGUUCAAGAAAAUAUUGAUGAGCAAAGGAAUUGGCAGAGAAGGUUCUUCCGAUCAGCGACGUUCGUCAAUCUCUCCAAAACCUGCUCUCCACAAUUUCUCAAUAUUAAAUUAUUUAAAUUUUGUUUUGUUUUUGUUGAAUUUUUUGUUGCAAAAUAG